AGUCUGUUAUUCGCUCCUGUCAUUUUUUUACAACUAUUUUUUCUCUUCAUCAUCUGAAAGUCAUUUCUUUUCAAACUCGAUCGCCGGUAUUCUUUUCUGCUUGACAGCCUUCUCGUCUCGCUCCUUCUUUCACUCUCUCUCUCUCCCUACUUUAACACUACCAUCACAAUGUCCGCCGGUUCUGGUGAGUCUGCCCCGACCAACCUCGUGCGCCGCCGCGCGAAGGGAGAGGCGAACGAGGACGUCAACGCCGCCGCCGAUCGCUUUCGCGACCGCUUCGAGAAGGCCACUCUCGAGGAGCGCAAGGAGGCGACCACCACCAUGGUGAACGAGUACUAUGACCUCGUGACGGACUUUUACGAGUACGGCUGGGGGCAGAACUUCCACUUCGCCCCUCGCUACGCCGGCGAGACCUUCUUCGAGUCCAUCGCUCGCCACGAGCACUUCCUCGCCUCCCGCGGCGGAUUCGUGGAGGGCGACCACAUCGUCGACCUCGGUUGCGGGGUGGGCGGUCCGGCGCGUAACAUGGUCCGCCUCACGCGCUGCAGUGUCACGGGGGUGAACAACAACGAGUACCAGAUCAGCCGUGCUCGCCGCCACGACGCCCGCGCCGGCAUGAGUGGUAAGAUCGAUUACGCCAAGACGGACUUCUGUGAUAUGGGGUUCGCGGACAACACCUUUGACGGCGCCUACGCGAUUGAGGCGACGUGCCACGCCAAGGACAAGGUGAAGUGCUACAGCGAGAUCUGCCGCGUGAUCAAACCUGGCACGUGCUUCGUUGUGUACGAGUGGUGCAUGACGGACAAGUACAACCCGGACGACGCCUACCACCGCCAGAUCAAGCACCGCAUCGAGCUGGGCGACGGUCUGCCGGAGAUGGAGACGUGCAAGCAGGUGGUGGAGUACAUGAAGAAGGCCGGCUUCGAGGUGGAGGAGGCCUUCGACGUUAUUGUGCAGUUCGAGUCCAGCCCGAUCAAGAAUAUCGCGUGGUAUCAACCGUUGACGGGGAACUACACGACUCUGAAGGGUCUGCGCGCGACCCCUAUCGGCCGUCUUUUCACGAACAUCAUGUGUCGCGUUCUCGAACUUUUCCAUCUGGCCCCCAAGGGCACCCACAAGGCGGCGGAGAUUCUGGAGGAGGCCGCGGACAGUCUCGCGAUUGGCGGCCAGAUGGGUAUUUUCACCCCUGCCUUCUUCAUCCGUGCGCGCAAGCCCGGAAAGAAAGCGUAA
Molecule: messenger RNA, 1230 nt
Organism: Leptomonas pyrrhocoris
Lineage: Eukaryota; Euglenozoa; Kinetoplastea; Trypanosomatida; Trypanosomatidae
Product: putative sterol 24-c-methyltransferase
Exons: 1
Coding region: 169-1230 (353 amino acids)
Biological process (GO): sterol biosynthetic process
Cellular component (GO): endoplasmic reticulum
Molecular function (GO): sterol 24-C-methyltransferase activity
Source: RefSeq, a predicted model, not a curated record